AUGAAGAACAUCAUCCUCCUCACCGUCUCCCUUCUCGCGGCCUCCACCGCCGCACUACCUACUCCUCCCUCUUCCACCUCCAACUCUCUUUCUGCCAGCGACCCCGACUGCGGCCGAAGCGGCUACAACUGCGGAGACCCAGAGCCUUCUGACACUGCUGUCUUCAUCACCGGCAGCGGCCGGAGCGGAUACAACAAGGCCCGAGACCAACAGGCCGAUAUCGACAGUGGUCGGAGCGGCUAUAACAAGCGCACUCCUUCAGGACGGAGCGGAUACAAUGACAUCGGCGAAGAGGAUGGCACCCACAAGGCCCGCCGCGAUCAACAGGCCGAUCCCGACAGUGGCCGGAGCGGAUACAACAAACGUAUUCCUUCAGGCCGGAGUGGCUACAACGGCGAAGAGAACGGCACCGUUUCCGUCACCAGCGGAAGAAGCGGGUACAACAAGCGCACUCCCAGUGGACGCAGCGGAUACAACGAUGUCGGCGAAGAUGAUGGCGCUGUUUCUGCCACCAGCGGACGUAGCGGCUACAACAAGACCCGUGACCAACAGGCUGAUGCCGACAGUGGUCGCAGUGGCUACAACAAGCGCACUCCAGGCUCUGGAAGGAGCGGGUAUAACGAGGUGGAGGAUGGUGUUGAGGGCAACUAA
Messenger RNA from Neurospora crassa OR74A, 651 nucleotides. RefSeq lists its product as hypothetical. The transcript has a single exon. Bases 1 to 651 code for a protein of 216 amino acids. The record is from RefSeq and is a predicted model, not a curated record. NCBI's taxonomy places the organism in Eukaryota, Fungi, Ascomycota, Sordariomycetes, Sordariales, Sordariaceae.